GCAAACAGUGGCAAAGAUGGCCGGGUGUCAUUAGCAAAGGCUUGCAGUUUUCAAAUGAAUGUUGUACAAUAUCAUUGAUAUUUAUCUAUAGUGUCAGUUUUUAAUUCUUUGUACAAAUUCACCAAUCCCCAAACAUUUGGGUACCUAAUACAUACUUUGCAAAUGUACGAAAAUGGCUAAAUCAAAGAGCAUUCCGGAUAACCUAAUAAAGUGGGAUGUGCCAGAAGAUCCUUUGGCACCUUUGACAGACUGUCAAAAAGAAUGGUUAGUGAGUCUGCAAGAGGAAGUUUCUUCUCUCGACGUCGUUACUCAUGAAUGUCUACCAGAAACAUUAUCACAAGAAUCCGAUGGAAAUCAGACAGAUGUGAAGAGAAUUGAGACGUAUCAAGAACUAUUGCAGUGCUACACAGGUCUUGAAGAACGGUACAUGUCUGCUGAAGAUACAAAGUAUGUGGCUUAUCUAGAACAACUAAAGAGCCGUCGUCAAGAAUGUCAUGACCUAUGUCUAAAAAUUGAAAAUGCCUUGGUGGAUUUUUCUACAUUAUCCAAGCAGUAUACCACAGUUUCCAGCAAGACAACAUCUCUUCAUGAUGCGAGUGAACAACUGAUCUCAGAUCAGGAGAAACUGAAUUCAUUCAUUGACAGUAUAUCUGAUCAUGUUAAAUACUUCAAAGAAGUUGAUCACAUUAUGGAGAAGUUGGAAGCACCAACAAUAUCUGUAAAUAGUGAAAUUUUCUUCAACUUGUUAAAUCAACUGGAUACGAAUAUGGAUUUUGUGCAAAAUAAUCCAACAUUUAAAGAAAGCAAUAUAUACUUAGUUAAGUAUAGGCAUUGUCAGUCAAAAGCUAUAACUCUAAUGCAGCAUUACAUCUUUAAUUUACUUUCUAAUGCCACCAAGAGUAUUUUAAAUCCAAAAGAAACUGGAAAUAUGAAAAUGGAAAACACAGAUGCAGCAUUGGCUCUGUUCUAUGGUAGAUUUCAAACAAUUCUACCAAAAGUUAAACUAAUUAUUGAGCAGAUAGAAACAAAGUCUUAUAAAAGACAAGAAUAUGAUAGUUUAUUAUUAGAAUGUCAUCAAUAUUAUUUAACCCAACGGGGAUUAGUACUAGGUCCUAGUGUACAAAAAGCAUUGCAAAAAGUAAAAGAAAAAUAUAAUGGUGAUCACUGCAGUCUUGUUAGGCAUUCAUGUGCAUUACUGUUACAUGCGUCAAUCGAUGAGCACCGCUUGUUUUAUCAAUUUUUCUCUAAACCUUCUAGUGGAUUAACAGCAUACCUUGAAGGACUAUGUACUUCACUUUAUGAUACACUAAGACCUUUCAUAAUACACAUAAAUCAUUUGGAAACGUUAGCCGAAAUUUGUUGUAUACUGAGAAUUGAAAUGUUGGACGAACACGUUCAAAAUAACUCGGAACCUUUGCAAGGCUUUGGAAACAUUUGCUUACAACUAUUGCACGAUGUACAGGAAAGACUUGUCUUUCGAGCGCAUUUAUAUUUGCAGUCAGAUAUUUUAAAUUAUAAUCCCUCGGCGGGAGACUUAGCGUAUCCAGAAAAAUUAAAGAUGAUGGAAGAUAUAGCCGAGUCUUUAAGAGAGGAAAGUCAUCAAAUCAGAUUGAAACGAAUUUCACUAUCAUCCAGCGAUAAUAGUACUUUUGAACCGAUAUCGAGAAGUCAUAUAACAAUGGAUCCAAUUAAUCAAAAACCUCAUAUUGGUAAUUCUCCAGCAGAUUUGCAUGGAAUGUGGUAUCCUACCGUUCGUCGUACAUUAGUCUGUUUAUCAAGGCUCUAUCGUUGUGUAGAUAGACCGGUUUUCCAAUCUUUGAGCCAAGAAGCAAUAUCAAUUUGCGUACAGAGUAUCGAAAGUGCUAAACAAAAGAUCCAAUCAAGAUCAACUCAAUUAGAUGCUGAGCUCUUUCAAGUCAAACAUUUGUUAAUCCUUCGAGAGCAGAUAGCACCAUUUCAGGUAGACUUUACUAUUAAAGAAUACAGUCUAGACUUUUCAAAAGUCAAAACGGCAGCAUUUGGCUUAUUGGAAAAACGUUCCCGAUUAUUUACGCUCUCAAAUAAUGCAUUGCUCGAAUUCCUUUUAGAAGGUGCUCCUCAAAUGAAAGAACAACUGAUUGAUUCUAGAAAAUAUGUUGAUGCUAAAUUAAAAUAUACAUGUCAAAGGCUUAUCCAAAAUGCCACGUAUCUUUUAAUAGAACCGCUCGUUAAAUUUCUUGAAGAGGCAAAAUUGUAUGUUAAUUCAGAUGGUACGAGUUCAAUACGACAAAAAUCAUUUGGCAAUACGCAGGAAAUAGCAGCUAUUGUUAGUGAAGCAUUACGUCUCAUCAAAUUUAAACUUCCGGGUAUCCAACAAUCUAUGCAAUUAUAUUUGGCUAAUCGAGAGACAGAAUGUAUUCUGUUUAGACCAAUUAAAAAUAAUAUAGUGGCUGCUUUUACACAAUUAUCACAGUUGCUGAGUAAUAAUUAUAAUGCAGAUGAACUUUUGCUUAUUGGUUGUCCAUUACCAGAACAAGUUUCUGUUAUGCUGAGCUCGACUAGCCUUGUGCAGGGAAAAUCUGUACAAUCUCAAAAAUCAAAUAGUGAUGAAGAGCAAGUUCAAACUGCGCGACAAAUAGAAAAUGCUUUUGUUUCUUCAAAAUGUACAGACAAUUCCGAUGUCGAACAACGAACAGAUAUUGCACGAUAUCUGCAAAGUAUAUCUGGCCAAACACAAAAUCCAUCUGAAGAACCUCAACUUGAGGGAUCAGAGAUAUUCUCUCAGAAUACAGGUGCCCAUUUACAUAAUACAAGUAAUUCUGAUAAUGUUAAACCAUAAUGUCGUUUAAUAUUUUUAUCCAGUUAUGAUACGGCACAUGCUGAGUUAACAAAGCAAAAGUUCAACUUCAAACUGUCCAUACUAUAUAUUGAUAAAAUGAUACUUUUGAUUCUAUAAGUUUUCACAAAAUAUGUCAUACUUUUUAUUACAGUUGAAACUCGCAACUUUCAGAGUUUCACUCUUACUUGCCUCCCAUUAUAUGUUUUUCUAGAUUCUGUAUCAGUCGUAACUCUUAUUGUAUAGUAACUAUAAUCGGAAAUCUAGUAUUUUUAUAUGUUAUUGAUUAUUAUGUAAAUAUUGCAAAUUUAAUAAUUUAAAGUAAG
Molecule: messenger RNA, 3141 nt
Organism: Cephus cinctus (wheat stem sawfly)
Lineage: Eukaryota; Metazoa; Arthropoda; Insecta; Hymenoptera; Cephidae
Gene: Cog3
Product: conserved oligomeric Golgi complex subunit 3
Exons: 1
Coding region: 173-2818 (881 amino acids)
Biological process (GO): Golgi organization; intra-Golgi vesicle-mediated transport; intracellular protein transport
Cellular component (GO): membrane; COG complex; cis-Golgi network
Source: RefSeq, a predicted model, not a curated record